Molecule: messenger RNA, 1730 nt
Organism: Drosophila miranda
Lineage: Eukaryota; Metazoa; Arthropoda; Insecta; Diptera; Drosophilidae
Product: sarcoplasmic reticulum histidine-rich calcium-binding protein
Exons: 2
Coding region: 98-1606 (502 amino acids)
Source: RefSeq, a predicted model, not a curated record
UUUGCUCAUAAAAUAGGCUGCCCACGGGGCAAACAGCAACAGUUUGGGAGAAAUUUCCCAUCGGUCAACACAUCACACCUGCACCCAGAAGACGAACAUGAAGUCGAUUAUAAUUUUCUUGGCCCUGUUUGCCGCUUGCCAUGCGGCUCCUACAGCUCCGGCUGACGUCAAGGAAGCCACUGAGGCUCUUUCUCGUCCUAGUCCUAUCGCUCCGGAUGUGAUCAGCGAUCCCAAACCCGUCGGCAAGGUUGUCCUCCUGAAGACUGAGCCCACCCUGCAUCGUCAGAAGCGGGAUGAGACUGCUCACCCCAAACCCGACAGCGUGAAGGCCCGCGAUUUGCUGCAGCAUAAUCCCCUUCACCAGCAGGAAUCGCUUGGAAUCCAGACCCACGAGCCCCUGAAGCAUGAGGACAAGAAGUCCAAGCGCGAAGCUGACCACGAGGAAGGACAUCAUGAGGAGGGUCACCACGAGGAGCCAAAGAAGGAGGACGCCAAGGAUGCCCAUACUCAUGCCUUGCAUGCAGCUUCUCCUGCUGUCGAAGCCCACAAGAAGUCCAAGCGCGAAGCUGACCACGAGGAAGGACAUCAAGAGGAGGGUCACCACGAGGAGCCCAAGAAGGACGAGGCGAAGGAUGAUCAUGCUCAUGCCGACGCCCACAAGCAGUUGAAGCGUGAGGCUCACCACGAAGAGGGACAUCACGAGGAGCCCAAGAAGGAUGCCCUCCCUCAUGGAAUCCAGACCCACGAGCCCCUGAAGCAUGAGGACAAGAAGUCCAAGCGCGAAGCUGACCACGAGGAAGGACAUCAUGAGGAGGGUCACCACGAGGAGCCGAAGAAGGAGGACUCCAAGGAUGCCCAUACUCAUGCCUUGCAUGCAGCUUCUCCUGCAGUCGAAGCCUACAAGAAGUCCAAGCGCGAGGCUGACCACGAGGAAGGACAUCAAGAGGAGGGUCACCACGAGGAGCCGAAGAAGGAGGACGCCAAGGAUGCCCAUACUCAUGCCUUGCAUGCAGCUUCUCCUGCAGUCGAAGCCCUUAAGAAGUCCAAGCGCGAAGCUGACCACGAGGAAGGACAUCAUGAGGAGGGACAUCACGAGGAGCCCAAGAAGGAUGCCCUCCCUCAUGCAUUGCCUGCAUCCGCUCACACAGCCGAAGCUCCGAAGCAGAAGCGAAACUCACCCCCUAAGCCAGAGGCCUCAAAGUCCGAGCAUCACGAAUCCCAUCAUCGCGAGGAGCAGCAUUCGGCGAAGCCAGACUCCCACGCCCACCACAAGCAGAGGCGCGAAGCUCCCUCAAAGCCUGCAUCCGAAACUGCCCACGAAGGACUGCAGCACGAUCCUAAGAAAGCCGAAGAGCUGCACAAAGCCAUAGAAGCACUGGCCGCUGGCCACUCCAAGGAUGCGCAGCGUCAUCAGCGUGACAUUCCAGUACCCACUGAGAUAAAGUCCAGCCAUGUUUCAGCCAACAACAAGGCAACCACAGAGUUGGCAAUUCCCAUCCACCAUCCCGUUUCCGUGGCCGAGUUGUUCCACAAGGAGAAGCCCGCCGCCGCAGCCGGUUCCAGCUCCGAGGAGAGCAAGGAGAAGAGCAAGGAAGCCCAGGCCUAAGCCAAGGCUACAACCUUGCCCCCUGCUUAUUUAACUGGUGUGGCGAUAACUGUCCCAUCACGUUUUUCAUUAGGAAAAAAAAAAACGGAGAUUGAAAAAUAAACAAAAAAUAUUUACACGCUUA